This is a messenger RNA of Calidris pugnax (ruff), 909 nucleotides long. RefSeq names its product salivary glue protein Sgs-3-like. The record is from RefSeq and is a predicted model, not a curated record. NCBI's taxonomy places the organism in Eukaryota, Metazoa, Chordata, Aves, Charadriiformes, Scolopacidae. The transcript is spliced from 2 exons. Bases 1 to 909 code for a protein of 302 amino acids.
AUGGAGUGUCGUCUAUGGGGCAGCCUGGCCCUGGUCUGCAUCUGCUUCCUGGUCGUCAUGGGAGACGACGCUGACAAACAUGUCCCUUGGGACAAAGGGCAACCAAUCAGGCACAGUCCACCUUCACCCAAGACACCUCACGCCCAAGAAGUGAAAGUGAAACACGGGGAGGAUGUUCUUCCAGAUGCCAGCGGCAGGAGGUCUUCUCCACCGCUGGUCCCAGUGGAGAAGAAGGGACACACGCAAAUGAAGAGGGAUGGGGUGGAUCUGAAGGACCAUCUCAAGUUGGAAGAGGAGCAGGGGACCCUGUAUGUCGGGGCCGGAAAGAAUCAGUCAAUCACCAAUACGACCACCCCCACCACUACCUCCACCACUACAAAGACCCCCAACACUACCUCCACCACUACCACCACCCCCACAACUUCCUCCAACACCACGACCACCCCCAACACUACCUCCACCACUACCACCACCCCCACAACUUCCUCCAACACCACGAUCACCCCCAACACUACCUCCACCAAUACCUCCACCCCCACAACUUCCUCCACCAAUACCUCCACCCCCACAACUUCCUCCACCAAUACCUCCAACCCCAACACUACCUCCACCACUGUGACCAUCCCCACCACUACCACCACCACCACUACCACUACCACCACUACCACCCCACCCCCACAACUUCCUCCAACACCACGACCACCCCCAACACUACCUCCACCACUCCCACCACCCCCACAACUUCCUCCAACACCACGACCACCCCCAACACUACCUCCACCACUCCCACCACCCCCACAACUUCCUCCAACACCACGACCACCCCCAACACUACCUCCACCAAUACCUCCACCCCCACAACUUCCUCCACCAAUACCUCCAACCCCAACACUACCUCCACCACUGUGA